Cylindrotheca closterium is the source of this 1704-nucleotide messenger RNA. The record is from the annotation of a GenBank genome assembly. Lineage: Eukaryota; Bacillariophyta; Bacillariophyceae; Bacillariales; Bacillariaceae.
AUGCUCCUAGUUCCUGGCACCAAUGACGAUGUGCUUGCGAAAGCUGAUAUUCCGGCUUCCAUCAGACUUGCAUCUUCGAAACCACGAGUCUUGCUUGGGAUCUUCAGUCCAAGUUUUAGAAAUCGCUCUGAACGUAUGCGACGCCGUGUCAUUCGACAGACAUACCUUCAAUUUCAUGAACAAUUCAACACAACCAAUCGGAUAUGCUCCAUGGACGAGGCGGUCAAAAUGGAAGCACAGGCCCUUGAUGAUUGUCAGAUGAUCUAUACUUAUGUAUUUCAAGACGGCGAAAGCGAGUCGAAGGUUGAAAACUAUCAGGAAUCUCGUUUGGGAAGCACAGUCAAGAAAUCUAAAGAACCAGAUUCCAUUUUGCUCAAGGCAGACAACCAGCUCGAUACCACACAAGCAAUGCAUAGAUGGAUGGGGUGGUCUUCCGAACUGAUAUCAAAUGGAUCACUUGGGAAGAUAGACUAUGUAGCCAUGUUGAACACUGAAGUAUUUUUGUUGCCUGGCAUCUUUUGGAAUGAGAACCCGCUGUUUCCAAGUUCUCAAGCUUCCACCGUGGCAGUUUUGCCGGCAAGUGGCAAUGAAACGUGUUCCGAGCCAAAGUGUAUAGACAAGAGGUUCAUCUGCAUCUCGAGCAACUUGCUGAGUGAAUUCAGCGGGACGACAAGCAUAAAGGUAUCGGAGCUGUGGUCUAAGAUUCGACAAGGCAAGCUUGGAGAAAGCUAUGUUUCGUUGGUUUACAUCAAGGGGGUGGCUCCAGUAUCAGAUGAAUCCGAGGUGGCGCUAUACGAUUGGGAUCAAUAUAUUUAUUCGUUUACUGAAUUUUCCGACGAGCAAGAGGCUGCUAUUGUUCGAUCCAGUUCCGCCAAUGUCACCACCUUUCGUGGACUACCAAGGAUCUUGGUGGGUAUAUUCAGCACGAGCAAGAAGAAGAUUGAACGGGAACGGCGUCAAAUUGUUCGAGAAACCUUCUUGACAUCCUUUCGUAACAGCAAAACACCAUAUCGGAUAUGUGAACUCGGUGAAAUACUGAAAGGAAUGGUGCCAGAAGAGGAAUGCCAACUGGCCUAUACGUUUGUGAUUGGGGGCAGUAGCACUGGCCCGACGGAAUUGGUGGAGACCAAUGACAUCAAGUCCAUGAUUCUGGAAAACAAUGACAUUCAUCAUAACGAAUCGGAUGUGACUGUUCUAAAUAUUAAGGAAAACAUGAACGAUGGCAAGUCCGAAACGUGGCUUCGAUAUGCGCUGCUGGUGACCCAGACGCAUUACUUUGAUUAUGUUGCCAAGAUGGAUACUGAUACCGUCGCCUUUCCGAUUCCGUUUCUUGAGAAGAUGGUCAAGUGGCCACGAUUCCCAAACAAUGUCAGGGUAUAUGGAGGAGAAUACAACAUCAAGAGAGACGGUAUACAUAGUGACUCCUACACCAAAAAGAUCGUUGGUGCUGCAUACAUGAAUGGUUUUCUGUAUUGGCUUUCGCCUGAUCUCAUUCGCUUCAUUACUGAUCCAGCUCAGUGCGAUCGGAAAAUGCUUCGUACGAAAGCAGAAGACAUGACAAUUGGAAACUACGUUAACUCCCAUCCACUUCCGAUACAUCGGGAGCGUCUCAGCAGAAAGUGCUAUGCCCACCCACUAAAGGAGAUUUGGGCAUUCAAAAAGCACUGGAAGAAAUACUUGAGAAAAUACGGGUCUCCAAAAUAA